GUCUCAUACUUCCUCACCCCGCAUCAGUUCAGUUUUUCCCCGCGGCUCCCCCUUUAGCUGCUCGUGCGUACUUUCUCAUAGUCAUCGUGCACCGUUUUGAACAUCGGUUUUGUAAAUCAUCACCAGGAACGGCUGGCUACAUCUCCGACCGCCAAUACUCUGAUUUUCAUCAAAUGGGGGGAGCAGACUGCAACAGACGGAGCCAAACGCCGACUUCACUUUGAACAGGCGAGUCCUCGGGAGCCCCGUCAUGUACUAGUGACAGACUGCGGUCUUAGAGCAAAAGGAAGCAGUGGACACUGGCAAAAAUGAGCGGCGGGGAAAUCAUCUUUCAAGGGUGGCUGAGAAAAUCACCCCCGGAGAAAAAACUCAGGAGAUAUGCAUGGAAGAAGCGCUGGUUUAUACUUCGCAGUGGCCGUAUGAGCGGGGACCCUGAUGUUCUGGAGUACUACAAGAAUGACCACUCAAAGAAACCCAUCCGUGUCAUCGACCUGCACUGCUGUGAGCAGGUGGACGCCGGUCUGACCUUUAAGGGGAAGGAGUUCCAGGGCAGUUUUGUCUUUGACAUCAAGACUUCAGACCGCACUUUUUAUCUUGUUGCUGAGACUGAGGAAGAGAUGAACAAGUGGGUCCGCUCCAUCUGCCAGCUUUGUGGUUUUAACCAGUCUGAUGAUGGUCACGAUGGUAGGUUACACCAUAUGCCUCGGUCUGUGGGAGCAGAUGUCACCGGCCCAAUGGCUCCUCUGAGUGAAGACCGCAAAUCUUUGGCCCCCAUCCACUCCAGCCAACCAACGCUUUUCACCUUUGAUGUGCCUGUGCGCCACUCGCAACUGUCCAACAGCGCACCUCAGGACUACCUCCUCCUCCACCAGUGCAUGAGCAGGAAGACAGAGAGUGCACGGAGUGCCAGUUUCUCCCAGGCCACUCGAAGCAAUACGUUAAUGGGAAUUGACUCUCCGGUGCAGAAACUUUCCUAUGGCUUUUCACAUUGUCUAAAUGGCACAGGGGCACAGCUGCAUGGCUUCUACAGUCUUCCUAAACCUGGAAAACAUCAGAUACCUGCACAUGAUGAUUCUGGCCAGGAGGCGUGCUACGUACUUCCGCGGGGUUACAGCUCUGAAGCACCGGCUCGGAGCAGUCUAGGCGAUCCCGAUCUUGAGAAUGAGGAGGUCUAUACCUUUAAAACACCUUGUAAUGCCCUUGCCACAAUGCACAGCAAUGAGCGGUCACCUGACAAUUAUGACCUUCCUACAACACCUGGCUCCUUCUAUCAGAUACCACGGACAUUUGACAAGAAUCACAAUGCCUUGACACCCUCCAAUUCUGAAUCCUCCUGCGCUCCUCCUCCCAGGCCCCCUAAACCUAGCCAGGGGUCUGAGGGGCAUUGGGGGAGUCCUCAGUCAGCUGGGAGCCAGAAUGGGGAGAUGACAUCUGUAGUGUCAGUCAUUCCACGAAGGAACACUCUCCCUGCUGUUGAGAACAUCAGGCUGCACAGAGGCUCCUCUUUUGAAACCAACAGCCAUCAUCGUCUCUUCUAUUUCAACAACUCAGGGCAGUCUGUUGAGUCUGUCAAUGAUGGGUUCAGCUCCUACUUGAGAACCCCAGCACCUCUGACUCGCUCAGACAGUGGUAAUUCAGAUGACAACUAUGUGCCCAUGAAUCCUGGCUCUUCACCACUCAGUGCUGCCCAGGCUGACAGUCCUAGGAAUAUCUAUAUUCCUAUGAGCCCUGGGCCACAUCACUUUGAUUUCCCAGGAUUCUCUGCAACAUUACCUGCCCGUAAAGGGAGCAGCGCCUCCUUGUGUCACAGGCCCAGUCGUCUCAGCGAUGUUACACCACCACCCAUUAACCGCAACCUCAAACCUAACAGGAAAACAAAGCCAACACCGCUUGAUUUGAAGAACAAUGGGAUCAUUGAUGAGCUGCCAUUUAAGAGUCCUGUGACCACAUCCUGGACACGGCCCAUGCCUGCUAUGAACUCCAUGUCUUCCCAGCACUGUCGACCCAUCUCUACACAAAGCAUUACCAGCACUGACUCUGCAGACAGCGAAGAGAAUUAUGUGGCUAUGCAGAACCCAGCAUCUACCUCCCCAGCCGUGAGUGGCACCAGCAGCCCAGCCCCUAGGAAAUGUGGUAACUUGGACUACUUGGCACUGGACUUCCAGCCUGGCUCACCCAGCCCACACAGAAAACCCUCUACAUCUUCUGUAACAUCUGAUGAGAAGGUGGACUAUGUGCAAGUGGACAAAGAAAAGACACAGGCACUGCAAAGCACGAUGCAGGAGUGGACUGAUGUGCGGCAGUCUACAGAACCUGCCAAGGGAGUCAAGUCCUGACAGUGACUUCUAGAAAAAUGGCCAAAACGCUUAACUCCAAACUUAAGUCAAGCAUCUCCAGUAACAUGUUUCUAUCAUUACCAUAAAUACUGUUUGGGCUUGUUGAAGACUAAAAUAUUUGGGCAAAAAGCCAUAAAUUAUAUUAUGCCUGUUGUAUCUGUAAUGAAUACUACUGCAAUGCACCGCUAGCAUGCAGGAUAUCAGGCCAAACAGGUAAAGUGCCCUGCCAAAGCUUCUAAUGCAGACUGUUAGAACAAUAUACUGUAUAAUAAUAUAUCAUCCACACAUUCAUUCAGUUCUUCAUAAAUACAUUCUUUGAUCAAAUAUGUUCCACCAUUCCUCUGCAGCAGUUUGUUUUGUUUGCAUCUAGUUGGUAAUUUACUCAAUUGGUCCUAUUUAAAUAACAGCACUGGAUAACUGAUCGAUGACCAUAUUAAUAUACUGCAAGAGUACGCUUCUCAGGAAUGCCAAGAUGCUCUCCAAUUUUGGCAUGCAGGCAGAGUUUCUCAUUCCACUCAAAUCUGUCAUUUGUGCUGAUUCUUGCAGAAGCAGUGAAGAGAUUAUUUUCACUGUGGGCAAUCAUUUCAGCUUAGCAGUGCAUGUUCGGUAAGAAGAAGGAGGGAGGAUAUAGCCAUACAAAUAUGCAAAGGCCUGUUUCAGAUGCCCUAAUGAUAACUGCACAUGAUUGUUGCUUUGGUUUCAAUUAAGUAUGAGCCAAAACCAUAUUUGAGAGCUACCAUCCUGAAUGGCAGGCCAAUUAUUUCAGUGAGGUUACCAAAUCAGAUAUAUCUAGAUUUAUGGAAAUUUUUGUAGGUUUGACCUCACUUAAUCCACAUUGGGUAAUAUUCUAAUACAUUUCAAUGUAAAUGUGUACUGACAGAGAAAAAUGAGUUGAUGGAAGUAAAAAUAAAAAAAAAAUAUGUUUCUUCCAAGUACUCUGUCCUCUUAACACCAUGAACACAAGGUAAGUAGAGAGAAGCAUAGUAUAUUUGUGUUUUCCAGAAUUCAGCCAUCCACUGACUUAUCUUUCGGUUUAAUAUGCCAUACACUACAGCCAGGUCUCAUAAGCAUUAUUGUAUGUAAUUUACUGACAGAAAUUCCUUAUAUUACAGUGCAUUUUGUUGACUGAUGGAAAACGUUGACAUACAUGUCUGUAUAGUGCACUAGAUUAAUGAAGCUAGGCAACUUGCCAGACUGAAGGUUUGCCAGUAAUUCUGUUCUCUUAAAAUAGCUAAGGAGAAAGUACAUUUCUAACUUUGUCUAUUUCUUUAAUUUGACUUACAUUUUAAUAUUAGUUUGGACUAUACAUUUUGCCACAACUGACUUUAUUCAGAAUAUAAUUCAAGGAAGAAAACCUGAAUGAUCAGUUACUAGUUCAACUUAAGUCCAGUAUUUCAUUGUGGGCUGGAACCACUGAGGAAUUGUUCCAAAUUUGAUCUUUAUAAGAAUACUAUAGCCAUGGAUGAUGUUAUUAUUUGCCUCCCAAUGUUUUCUACAAUUUUUUACUGCUUUUUGUAUUCUUUUUAACCAUUAUUCUUUACUGAUGCGUGUAAGCAAGUGUUAUACACAAGGACCAGAUCAGGCUUAAUGAAGCUAAGUGUGUUGCAGAGAUGUUUAAUUCAGUUUAAACUUCCAUUAUAGGAUUUUUAUAGAAUUUUUAUGAUCUCUUCAUAAUACGGGAUGGCUGGCAGUUCAGGUUCCGCUGGAUAAAUCAUUCUUGGAUGAACUGCGAUUCACAAACAUCCAGAGAAGAAAAGAAAAAAAAUUGAAGAAGAACUUGUCUACCUGUCAUUCUCUGAGAAGAAAUGGAUGUGUAAUUUAUUAUCUAGAGAGACUCACUGCAAGCGAGAAAGCUGUGUAUGUGUUGUGAUAGAUUGUAAGUUGUAGUAUGACAACCUGACGGGACAAGACUGAAAACACUGUUCAGAUCAACUGUCAGACUGUCGCUGGGCUGACGUACUGUACUUGUAGAGAUCAUUUUUUAACCACUAUUAUUGCUACUACUGUAAAGCAUUUGCUGAUUGCUUGUGUGUUAAUUUAUUAAUUUAUUGUGUUCUUGCUGUUGAUAAUGGUUUUUUUUUUUUUUAAGAAAAAAGCAAACAAUGAAAAUGUCUCUCUACUAACACUGAUGUAUGAAAAUUGUCUUUUUUUAAGCAAUAUGAGAAACUAUGCCAAUGUGAUGGUGAUGUGGUACAGUUAAUUUGGGAUACACAAGAAUACAAGAUGAUGCUAUUCCUGUAUUAUGGUAGACUUAAACUGUGGACACAGAAUAAACCAAGA
Molecule: messenger RNA, 4616 nt
Organism: Melanotaenia boesemani (Boeseman's rainbowfish)
Lineage: Eukaryota; Metazoa; Chordata; Actinopteri; Atheriniformes; Melanotaeniidae
Gene: gab2
Product: GRB2-associated binding protein 2
Exons: 10
Coding region: 309-2336 (675 amino acids)
Source: RefSeq, a predicted model, not a curated record